AUGGCCCAGGACGUGGGCAGCCUGGCCUCGGUGCAGAGGUACUUGCGAGGCACUGGCUGCAUCUCCGGCUUGCUGCUGCCCGGCUCCCAGGAGCCCCUCAGCAUCCACGAGACUUGUAGGAAGGGGCUUCUCAGGCCCGGCACAGCCCUCACCCUCCUGGAGACGCGAGCAGCCACUGGCUUCAUCAUCGAAGAAAACAAGGGGUAUUCGGUGGAGGAGGCACUGAGGGCUGGCGUCAUUGGGCCCGACGUGUUCGCGAGGCUGCUGUCGGCCGAGCGCGCCGACGGCUACACCGACCCCUACACCGGGGAGCAGAUCUCUCUCUUCCAGGCCAUGAAGAAGGGCCUGGUCCUCAGGGAGCACGGCAUCCGCCUGCUGGAGGCCCAGAUCGCCACAGGCGGCGUCAUCGACCCCGUGCACAGCCACCGCCUGCCCGUGGACGUGGCCUACCGGCGCGGCUACCGCGACAAGGAGAUGAACCGCGUCCUGCAGGACCCCAGCGACGACACCAAGGGCUUCCUCGACCCCAACACGCACGAGAACCUCACCUAUGUGCAGCUGCUCCAGAGGGCUACUCCUGACCCAGAAACAGGCCUCUUGUUUCUUCUCUGUCUGGAAACGCGUUCUGAGCAGUGUGAGUGA
Molecule: messenger RNA, 642 nt
Organism: Lipotes vexillifer (Yangtze River dolphin)
Lineage: Eukaryota; Metazoa; Chordata; Mammalia; Artiodactyla; Lipotidae
Product: epiplakin
Biological process (GO): intermediate filament bundle assembly; wound healing
Cellular component (GO): keratin filament; cytoplasm; membrane
Molecular function (GO): structural molecule activity; keratin filament binding
Source: RefSeq, a predicted model, not a curated record